AUGCUCCCAAAUGAGAUCAUACGCUAUGUAGUAGAAGAUGGGGAUGUCGGGGAAGCGGCUGAGCUUCAGUGGAAGGCAAAGGUGGAAGAUAUGUACAUAAAACAGCAACAGCAGCAAAUGCAGGGGCAUGGUUUGGGAAAAUUAAAAAACUGCUUGGCAGUGUGUCAUAUCAAAGAUUUCGUGGGCAUACGCCCUAGAGAAUUGGUGGUGAGUUUGGGACUUAUGGUGUCUGAAUUGAGUGAAGAGACGGCAUGGAAAGGAAAGUUGAUCAGUUCCAGUCAUUUGCCGAAUCAGCUGCUGCUGUAUUCGAUAGAAGGGGAUGAUCUCAAGUCCAAGUGCGAGUUUAUGAUGAGGACAUGUAAUAGUGAGUUGGGAUCGUAUGUUCAUAGUCGGAAGGUAUGGGACUUCAUUCUGGAAGUCGCUGUGAAAGAGAACUUGAAGGCAGAGCAGAUGGUUAAGAAGGUGUUUGUGUUCAUCGACUUCGGAGGAUAUGGUGAUGGUACAUUCUUGAAGACUCUAUAUGAGGCAAAACAGAGCGAGUUUAAGGAGCAAGGGUACGGGGAUAAUGCAGUGCCACACAUUUUGCUUUGGAAUAUGGGGGACUGGAACAAGCCUUGUAUAGAACAUCAUCCAGGGGUGACGCUGUUGAGGGGCUUCUUUGAAAACUUGCUCAAGUCUUUCUUGGACAAUGGUGGGGAAAUUGGCCGGCGCCAUCUCAUGGAAGCAGCCAUUGCUGACAAAGAGUUUCAAGUUCUCUCUGUGGUGGACUGA
Messenger RNA from Prunus mume (Japanese apricot), 771 nucleotides. RefSeq lists its product as uncharacterized. Lineage: Eukaryota; Viridiplantae; Streptophyta; Magnoliopsida; Rosales; Rosaceae. The record is from RefSeq and is a predicted model, not a curated record.